Messenger RNA from Cyclocybe aegerita, 1887 nucleotides. The record is from the annotation of a GenBank genome assembly. NCBI's taxonomy places the organism in Eukaryota, Fungi, Basidiomycota, Agaricomycetes, Agaricales, Hemipholiotaceae.
AUGUCUGUUCAGCCAUCCCUACCCGCUCAGAAUGUCCUCGACAUACCAGAGUUUGCCGACUACAACAGACUGGCUGUUGAAAUUGCUGAUCCUGAUAACUGGGCCUCAUGGAGUGUGCCAGACGGGUGGAAGUUGGCCGAGCAAGAUUUGCAAGAUUUCACGUCUAGGUGGCAUGGAACCAUCGAGUGCGGCCACCUCCUCGAUUCCGAGUCCCCAUCCCUACCCUUGCCCGCGUCCUUCACCUCCUCUCUUAGUCUACUAUCAAUCCUCGUCCGAAAAUCUUAUGUAAAGAUGUUCAAUGAAGUCUGGGAACGAGCAAUGUCAUCGGAUGGUGCCGUUGGCACUCUCAUAAUCGGUCAGCCUGGCAUUGGCAAGACCUUGUUCCAGUACUACCUCCUUGUUCGACUUAUACAGCAGAAGCAACCUGUGCUCUUCUCCCCGGAUGGCGAUAGGCUGUACCUCUUCUACGAUCGGCGAGUAUAUACAGGAUGGUUAUCCAAGGACCCAGGAUUAGAACUCCCUGAACCCAAAGUCACACCUUCGAAGCUCUUUAUCUGGUCAUUGUUCGAUAUCCGAGAGAAGAAGGAGCCAAAGUUGAAAUUGAUCUGCCGACCAUGUUUGCCAGUCCAGACAGCUUCACCAGAUCCAUGCCGAUACAAGAUCUGGGCUAAAGAAAAGAGACCUCUGGUCACCGGAUUGCCGUUAUGGACUCGCGACGAGCUCGCGCAAGGGCUGCGGCAUCAGGAACAGUACGGCUCCCUGUUGGUGGCGCUUCAAAAAGUUUAUGGAGGCCCCUCUCAGUAUCAGCGGGAUCCGCUACGGCCGUUCCCAGGUAUCCGUACGCUCCUCGAAGAAUUCAAAGAGGAAGGUGUGUCGUCAUCCCCAGAGGAUGCCCUCGACUACAUUCUGGAAGCCGCGAUCGACCGUUUCGGAUACUCCGCUCGUGAUGUGUUUCGUGCGGUCUUCGACUACGACGGGACCACCGAGGACCACAAGACAGCUUUCAGUACCGAAUACACUGUGUUGCAAAAAGCCGUGGACGCCCUCUCGCAUAAUAAAAGUGCCAUUCCAGACAUAUCCAAUCGGAUCCUCGUUCUCAUCCCUGUCCGUCGUGGCCCCUUAAUGAGGCCUGGUUGGAUAGUGGACUUCAAGUCGGACUGGGUCGCCAGGAGCAUGAUUGCGCAGCUGGAUGCUGCAGAAGACGCCGUGAUUCGCCAGCAAAUCCAUUUAUUUCGACGAGUACCAGAAGCAGUAGGAAUGGCAGGACGGUUCUUCGAGCCACUCGCUCAUCGUUAUAUAGCGAACACCUCCGAGGAUGACCCCUGGCCUCUUAUCAGCGUGGUCCUUAACAACUCUGAUCCACCACAGUUCAGUGUGGACCCAGACACUUGUGUUCCUGGUGAUGUACAAUUUGCCAAAGUCAAGCGCGAGGUCUUCAGGUUCCAGUCCAUCGAUGACCUGUCCGGGAAUCUGAAGAACAACACGUAUUACAUACCCAGAGAUCCUACCUUCCCGCUGUUCGAUGCUUUCACCGUCGAUCUUGACCAUUCGAAGACAGCCGUCUUGUGGAUUCUUCAGAUAACCACAUCACGAUUGCAUGGAGGCUCAUCGCUAGGUUACAGGAAGGUCCGCCGAAUUAUUGCAAGCCUGAAAAAUCAACUUCGAGAGGGCAUGCCGCCAGCAAAGACCAUGAAGGUUGCCGCUGGGCAGAGUGUUGCAACACCACUUGUGAAAGUAAACUAUCUUCUUGUCAUUCCGAAAGGUGAUGACUUCCAGAAAGUCUGCUGGCAAUUUCCGAAAGGAUGGAGUGAGAAUUGUAGGAGGAAUGACCACCGCGGCAAUGUCUAUUGUUUGAAGAUCUCACUUGCGGGCCCAAACAUCCUUUGA